Molecule: messenger RNA, 687 nt
Organism: Zychaea mexicana
Lineage: Eukaryota; Fungi; Mucoromycota; Mucoromycetes; Mucorales; Lichtheimiaceae
Exons: 1
Coding region: 255-569 (104 amino acids)
Source: RefSeq, a predicted model, not a curated record
UUUACUGUUUAGGAUGAAUGAGAGUCGGCAUUUUUUAAGACAUCUCACACCUGACGCGCUCACUCGUUUCUUGCCUUUUUUCUCUUUCCCUUCAUCAUCAGUAGGCUUCUGUCACAAGCUUUACCUAGCGUAAACGGAGUGUCCUUUUCCAUCCUGUACAUAUUUCAUCACAUACCUGGAAGAAGUGUUACCCUUUUGUUGUUCUUGUUCAUGCCUAUUGAAACUGCGUGGCUGUUGUAUGUUUAUACCAAAUCAUGGGUUCCAAUCAUAAUGACUUAAUAUUACAAUGGAGUGAAGUAAUAUUAAUCGCCAUUAUGUCAUUGCUUUUGUGUGUCUUCUUAGUUCACCUGUGUCGACAGCGCCAUCCUCGUCCGCUUGUCCUUUCUCUUCUUUUACAGCAGAAGACCCCAAGGCUCGACCACGCGAGCUGGAGUCCGCGUUUUGUCGUGAUUUUCAAUGCUGUGGACAAAACUUGGUUGAUCUUCAUGCUCUAUUACAUCAUUUCGAAGAACACCAUGUGCUCUCGGAUGAACAAGUCGACAACCUUGACGAAAAUGAUAUGCCAGUGAUUGAUUGGACGGAAGCACCACCCAUGGUUUCUAUGGCAACAGCAGCAACAGCAGCAGCAGCAGCAGCAGCAGCUGAAUAUUACCAUCAACAUAGUCAGCAGCAAGAACAACAACAGCC